This is a messenger RNA of Myiozetetes cayanensis, 1645 nucleotides long. It is a transcript of the gene ZNF653, whose product is annotated as zinc finger protein 653. Gene Ontology annotation, biological process: regulation of transcription by RNA polymerase II. NCBI's taxonomy places the organism in Eukaryota, Metazoa, Chordata, Aves, Passeriformes, Tyrannidae. Gene Ontology annotation, cellular component: nucleus. The record is from RefSeq and is a predicted model, not a curated record. Gene Ontology annotation, molecular function: transcription coregulator activity.
AUGAGCGGGGCCGAGCGGGCCCGGCGGGGCCGGGACCGGGACCGGGACCGAGGGGUCCGGGGCCCGGGACGGAGCCGGGCCGGGCGGGGUCGCAAAGCGCGGGGGCGGCCUCGCCUCACCGAGAGCGACCGCGCGCGGCGGCGCCUGGAGUCGCGCAAGAAGUACGACGUGCGGCGCGUGUACCUGGGCGAGGCCCACGGGCCGUGGGUGCAGCUGCGGCGCCGAAGCGGCUGGAGCGACGCGAAGCUCGCGGCCUACCUGCUGGGGCUCGAGAGGGGGCAGCGGGCCGGCGGCACGGCCAAACCCUGGGAGCAGCUCCCCAAAAAAACCAAGCGCAAGAAAAGGCGCCGGCGGAACGUGAACUGCCUGCGGCACGCGGUGAUCUGGUACGAGGACCACCGGCAGCGCUGCCCGUACGAGCCGCGGCUGGCGGAGCUGGACCCGUCGGUGGGGCUCUACACCACGGCCGUGUGGCAGUGCGAGCGCGGGCACCGCUACUUCCAGGACCUGCACUCGCCCCUGCGGCCCCUCAGCGACUCCGAGGGCGACGCUGGUGACGCUCCGAGCUCUUCCUCCUCCUCCUCCUCCUCUUCUUCCUCCUCCUCCUCCUCCCCGAGGGGCUGCAGCUCCGGUUCAGAGGCUGCCCCUGUGGGGGUCCCGCAGUGCCAGAGCCCCCUUCCUCCUGCCCCCGGGGUCCCACGGCCCCCUGAGGCUCUGGAGGCCGUGCCCUGCAGGCGCCGGCGGAGCAGGAGGGGCCGGCUUCGCCCCGAGGAGCCCCCCGAGCCCCUGAGCUGCCCCUACGCCGGCUGCGGGCAGGUCUGCGGCGCUCUCAGCAGCUUCCAGACCCAUCUGAACCUGGUGCACCGCCGGGGCCGGACCCAGCUGUGCCCCCAGCCCGGCUGUGGGAAGAGGUUCCAGCUGCCCACCCACCUGCGCCGCCACAUGGGCGUCCACUCAGGUGUGCGGGGCUUCACCUGUGACACCUGUGGGAAGUCCUUCAAGCGCAAGAACCACCUGGAGGUUCACAGGAGGACGCACACGGGGGAGACCCCCCUGCAGUGCGAGGUGUGCGGGUACCGGUGCCGCCAACGCGCCUCCCUCACGUGGCACAUGCGGCGCCACGGGGGGCUCAAGGGGCACCCCGAGCCCCGUGGCACGUAGGGGGGGACCCUCCCCCUCCCCAGGUUCACCUGGGACCCCCCAGACCCCCAACACUCACCUGGGUCCCCCCCUGCUCACUGGGACCCCCCGAUGUACCUGGGGCUGCACCUGGAGGUGAAGAAGAACCACCUGGAGGGGGGGGGUGGGGGGUCCUGAGCACCCCCCCCCAGCCCCCCUCGGACACUCUGAGCACUUUGGGGACCCCCUCAGCCCCCCCCCAGAGGGGUCUUGGUGUGUGUGUGGCCCCCCCAGGUGACCCUGUGGUCCCCCCCAGGUGACCCUGUUACCUUCCCCCCCCUCAAAUCACCUUUUAUUUAUUUCCUUAUUCUCUCACCUGUCACCCCCCCUGGGGACACCUGGGGGGUUUGGGGAGGGGUUUGGGGACACUGUCUGUGUGGGGGGGACACGACCCCCUCCCCGUGGGAUCCCCAAACCCCACCCAGGACCCUCCAAAUCCAUUAAAGUCGGGACUUUUUGUGCUGCU